AUGGACGGGCGAUGCGUCGUGUGCCUCGCGCUGGAGCCGCCGAACGCGAAGCGGCCGCACUUUCGAUGCGCGAGGUGCGGCGAAGCGGAGUACUGCGGUCGCGAGUGCCGCGACGCGCACCGAGCGACGCACGCGCGACGAUGCGCGAUAUCGCGCCGAGAGCGCGGCUGGGUCAAAGGCGAACUCGCGCCAGGAGUGCCCCAACGCGGGCCGGACCUGCACGCGCCGGACGGGUACGCGCCGCCCGGGGGGUGGGAAGCCCCGGAGAAGGUCGCGACGACGAAGGUGAAGGUCUCCGCAUCGCACGACGCCACGGGAGGAACGCUGCGGGUGGUGGGCGCGCUCGUGCGACCGGACGCGUGGGGACGCGAGGACGACGACGCGAGGCGCGCGCGAGUGGAGAAUCUGAUGCGCGCGCGGCGGCCGCGCGAGAAGGAGGCGGCGGCCAGGGAGAGGGAACCGCCGCCGCCGACGGGGUUCGAGCCGCCGGGGGGAUGGGGGCAGGCGACGCUGGUGGACGCGCCUCGACGCGGCGGGCGCGCGAAGGCGGCGGCGGGCGCGUGA
Molecule: messenger RNA, 564 nt
Organism: Micromonas pusilla CCMP1545
Lineage: Eukaryota; Viridiplantae; Chlorophyta; Mamiellophyceae; Mamiellales; Mamiellaceae
Exons: 1
Coding region: 1-564 (187 amino acids)
Source: RefSeq, a predicted model, not a curated record